Molecule: messenger RNA, 1029 nt
Organism: Symbiodinium natans
Lineage: Eukaryota; Dinophyceae; Suessiales; Symbiodiniaceae
Source: the annotation of a GenBank genome assembly
AUGAUGUUCAUCCAAGACUUCCUGGGCAACGACUUAGGAGUGGCGGAUCCUGGCUUCCAGGAUCCCGAGAACGCCGUCAUCAUUUUCGAUUGGGAUGACACGUUGCUCCCCACGACGUACAUCCUGAACACGGUGAUUCCCUCUUUGCCUGAGGAAGAUCGCGCUGGAGUUAUUCCAGAGUCUUCGCCUCACCAGGCGACGCUCGCUGCCCAUGCGCAUCUUGUGGGGUUUCUGGUGCGAGCGGCACGAAAGGUGGCCCGUGUGGCGAUUGUGUCCAACUCCCUGAGCCCCUGGGUGGAGGCAUCCUCAGCCCGGUACCUUCCAGGACUUGACUUGGAGGGCCUUCUCCAGGAAUUGGAUGUGCCUAUAUACUAUGCUCGCAGGCAUCUGCCAAACAUAUCCGUCACCUACAAGGUGAACAAGUGGGACGUCCACCUGGAUCGUUCCUCUGGUGGUCGCAUCGGCGUGGACAUCAUCCCGGAGUUCGACGGCUCGUUGGCCGUUGCACGCAUCGAGGAUGGUGGCUUGAUGGACGCUUGGAACAAGCAGCAUCCAGACCAGGAAGUGCAGCCUGGGGAUCGCUUCCAAGAGGUGAAUGGCUCCAACCAGCAUUUGGCAGCUGAGUGCCGGAAGAUGCAGCCCUUGCGGAUCACUGUGUAUCGGGCCGUGCCAGACCGGGACCCCUAUGUCGAGGCCAAGCGCAUUGACAUGGUGGCAUGCUUGGAGAAGUUUUACGGGCGACACCCGGAGUGGCGACAGAACGUCCUUUCCAUUGGCGAUGCUUGCACAGAGCAGCAAGCCAUCAAGGAGGUUCUCCACCAGGAAGCAAACGCUUCGGAGAGGUCGACGAAUGCGAGACUGCCCCUUUGCAAGACAGUGAACCUCAUUGAUACUCCGACGCUGGAACAGCUCAGCAACGAGCUGCGAAUCUUAUUGGUCUGGCUGUCACACAUGGUGCAGUACCACAAGGACUUUGACCUGUUCAUGGACCAGCUGGACGACUUGGAAGCGGAACUCUUUAAAGCUUGA